Molecule: messenger RNA, 1903 nt
Organism: Haliotis rufescens (red abalone)
Lineage: Eukaryota; Metazoa; Mollusca; Gastropoda; Lepetellida; Haliotidae
Product: cationic amino acid transporter 4-like
Exons: 5
Coding region: 26-1903 (625 amino acids)
Biological process (GO): amino acid transport; transmembrane transport
Cellular component (GO): plasma membrane
Molecular function (GO): amino acid transmembrane transporter activity
Source: RefSeq, a predicted model, not a curated record
GGUAAAGUGCGAGCCUACGUCAACAAUGAUGGGCGCGAAGGACUCUCUGCGGCUCCUAUGGACUCGGAUGAAGAAGAAGAUGAUAAUCUCGGAGCACGAUCGCAGCACGGAGUUGAAGCGAUGUCUCACCACCACCCACCUGACCUUCAUGGGUGUGGGCUCCACGGUGGGGGUGGGCAUAUAUGUACUGGUGGGCGUGGCAGCAAAGGAAUAUGCAGGACCUGGGGUGCUACUGUCCUUCCUCAUGGCCGGCAUAGUAACUGUCAUAAACGCCAUUUGCUUCGCGGAGUUCGGCGCAAGGAUACCCAAGACUGGCGCCACAUACACCUACGUGUAUGAGAGUGCAUGUGAACUGCUCGCCUUCCUUGUCGGCUGGAUAGCUCUUGUUGGUUUUCUCACAAGUGGCGCCAUUGCAGCUAGAGCCUGGAGCGGCUAUCUCGACUCGCUCUUCAACAACUACAUCCACGAAACCACAGACCACUACCUUGGCAAGGUCACACUCGGGCCGCCAUUUAGCGAAAAUCUGGACUUCCUGGCAUGCGCAUACGAGAUUGUGGUCAUAAUAAUUAUCUCCCUUGGUGUCCAAGCUUCCGCUUUCAUCAGCACAGUGUUGGCGUGUGUGUCAGUAUGUGUGCUGCUGUUUGUCACCGUUAUGGGGUUGGUUGUAGGCGACUACAGCAACAUCAGUAACACUGAACAUGGAGGAUUCUUGCCGUUUGGCAUCGGUGGUGUGAUGGCAGGGACUGCAGCAUGUUUCUACGCAUUUCAGGGAUUCGACAUUAUUUGCAUGUCAGCUGAAGAGUGCAAGACUCCGGGGAAAUCCAUCCCAAGAGCAAUAUUCUCAGAAUUACUUAUUGUAACACUGCUAUACGUAGGAUCGUCCUGCGGCCUCAUCCUCCUUGUGCCCUACUCACAAAUUGACACCCGGGCUCCACUUCCGUCCGCAUUCGCCUACAAGCACCUCGAGUGGGCGAAAUACGUCGUCAGCAUAGGCCCGACUCUAGGCAUCAGCAAUCUAAAUAUCUUGAACUUAUAUAGCCUAUCAAGACAUGUAUACUGCAUGUCCAGUGACGGACUGUUCUUGAAGGCCUUCCUCAGUGUGAACAGAACUACCAAGGUUCCAGUCAGAGCAGCCGUGGUCAUGGGCCUCCUUGUGUCUAUAUUUGCCCUUCUCUUCGACAUUUCGAACCUUGUCAGCUUUAACGUUAUAUCUAUAUUUCUAAGUUUUGUUAUAUCAAACGGUAUUCUGUUACUCAGUAGACGCGAGGAACCGAGUUCAAGUUCAGGAAAUGAAGAGAAUGGAAAUGUUAAAAUGGACGAACGCUCCCUUCUGUCCAGUGAUGGACCACGAAGGGAACCUCGAUCAGGUUUCAGAGGUUUGGCGGACAGGAUAGGAUUGCAGAAUUUGGUAUAUCUUGUAGUGUUCACGUCUCUGGGUCUAGGACUACAGCUUGUUGGUGGUAUUGACGAUCUCCUUCACAGGAACGUGUUGGCGUUUGUGUGUUUAGGACUUCUCCUGGGGUUACUGGUUUUCCUAUCGGUGCUGAUGGCGACACAAAAAGGGUCGGCGAAACACAACGGCUUCAGCAUGCCGCUGGUGCCGUAUCUACCAAUCCUCUCCAUCGUCAUCAACUUCGUGCUAUUGGUAGCGGCGGUUGACGUCACGGGGGUCGUUGGGUACACCAUCCUUGUUACUCUCGGUUUUGGAAUAUAUGUCGCGUUAGUUCUGUUCCCAAAGACAUCGAGCGACCAGAACUUCCCCUCCGGCAUCGUUGAAGGUAAGCGAGAGGAGGAGACGUCGUUGAUGACGCCCAGGACGACAACUACGACAACUACGACGACUACGACUAAUGUAACUGCUUGUCAUCGGGGUGUGAGUAUGGGUUUGAAUUCCGCUGCAUGA